AUGCGAAGCCUGUCGACCGAGUCGAAUCACUUCCACGUUCAUCGUAUCAACCGCGGAGGAUCGCAAAACCCUGCGAGGCCGAUCAUACCCAUCCAACGAAACCCUCCGCGCUCUGGUACCAGCCACACGGUCUACCUAUCGUCCGACAGGUCCCAACGCUACUCAAACCUGACAUCCUGGCUGUGCAAGAUGACACAGCAAGAUCCAGCCGUCCGGAACCCGGAGUCAAAACAAGCUUCGGUCGAUGCACAGGAUCCAACAACGGAGAAGAACCCGUCAAAGUUCCAGAAGGGUCCAAGGUUCUGGGCUAUCAUGGUUGUGCUCUCGCUAGUGAGUCUUCUCACGGCUCUGGAGGCCACAGUCACUUCGACGGUCAUGCCAUCGCUCGUCGCCGAUCUGGGUGGGGGCGAAGAGUUCAUCUGGGUCUCUAAUGCAUACUUCUUGACUAUGUAA
Alternaria novae-zelandiae is the source of this 453-nucleotide messenger RNA. RefSeq lists its product as uncharacterized. The record is from RefSeq and is a predicted model, not a curated record. Bases 1 to 453 code for a protein of 150 amino acids. The transcript has 3 exons. Lineage: Eukaryota; Fungi; Ascomycota; Dothideomycetes; Pleosporales; Pleosporaceae.